This is a messenger RNA of Heterobasidion irregulare TC 32-1, 279 nucleotides long. RefSeq lists its product as uncharacterized. Lineage: Eukaryota; Fungi; Basidiomycota; Agaricomycetes; Russulales; Bondarzewiaceae. The transcript is spliced from 3 exons. The record is from RefSeq and is a predicted model, not a curated record. Bases 1 to 279 code for a protein of 92 amino acids.
AUGUCAUUGACACUCCGGACCGACCUCCAGGUGGAGCUUUUGGCCACUCUCUUAAAUACCUGUGGUCCGAGGGCGAUUCUUUCCUCAGACUCUUACCCUCUGGACCACAGUCCUGUCGUUAUAAAGCUUCGUUUUGGCACUCUCUCUGUCCCAGUCGCUUCUUUGUCACUGCGCUCAACAUACGGAACGUCCGGCAAGACGUUUAAACUGCAUUGUGGAUAUAUCUCACAACCCGAACAAUAUAUCAGCUGUGGUCUUGAGAUCUAUUCGUGCAUGUGA